AUGCCUGUGCGUGGCUUUGUAGGGCCGCAGUACGCGAAUGUGGGAUUCAGGUACGGGUACAUCGGCGAUCAACCACCGCCCACAGUGCACGCACCCGCGUCUGUCGCGACUCCUCCAGUCGCCUUGUCAACCCCAUUCCCCAGCGCGAUCUAUCCGGAAAGCCAGCCAACGGGGCAAGCCUCGCCAGACCCUAGAGAACCAUUAGUGGUCGGUGUGGACACACAGCCGCGAACAGACGACCCAUUAUCGAACGCGAAUACCGGCGGAUUAGUGCGUGAGGUGAAUGGUGGAGCGAGGAUGAAUGCAAGCGCGCGUGCACAUUCGCCGCCAAUAUGGAACGUGAACUCACUGUUGCCGGGAAACCCGGACGUCCACAUCCGCACCCCCACGCAACCGACCGCAGUGGACGCGACCGGUGUAGGCAACGGCGGCAGAGGUAACGGUGUUAACGCGACCGGAGGUACCGGGAACGUGCCAGUCAGUAGACCGCGUAUAAGGAGGCGGCGAGUCGAAGUCGUGCCGCACACGGCAUGCAACGGAUCGAGGGAGGGGAGCGAGGGGCAAAGCGAUGAGGAUGACAGGGACGACGCGGGAGAUGCGGACGACAGUUGGAAUGACGAUGACGGAAACUACCUUUUGAACUCGCUGUCCGCGCUCAACGAGGAGGAGGCGGAAGACAACGAACGGGUGCGGGGUACGCGAACGGACUUGGAGGUCCCCAUCGCGGAUUGGAAUAGGCUUGGUGUGGACGACACGCCGGCCGCAAAAAGAGUGAUGUGCAUGGGCAUCCUCUACGGUGUCUCUGAAGCCACACUGAAGAAAUAUCGCGGUUGGGCCAGAGAGUACAAGCUCUUCAUGGCGCACGAGCUGCCGAAACUGGACGUGAGUAGGUUCGGUGAGGAGGCCUCGUUGAGAAACGCGAACCCCGACGAGAUCGGGGCCGCACUCGAGCAGAACAUGGGUGGUGACUGGAAGAUGGCGGAGGGCGACGAGCAGUGGUUCCACGGCCCUGAGACAAAUCCAUGGCGCUUACGUAAAUACGUGACCUUCCUCGCGAACGAGACGGUCGUGCAGGCGAACAGGAUGGCCACACUCAAGCGGCCCGACAAGACCUUGAAGAAGAGAUGCCAGUGCUCCCCUGCAAUGCUAAUGGGGCGUCUCAAGGCUUUGAACCUCCUCAUCAAGCUGGACGGGGCCAUCUUCAGGAAGCCCGUUUUGAACCUGCUGCGCGAUUUUGCGGAGUGUCGCAUCUGGGUCCGCGUUCAAGUACGCGACCAGUACAAGCGGUUUAUCGCGUAA
Molecule: messenger RNA, 1299 nt
Organism: Closterium sp. NIES-65
Lineage: Eukaryota; Viridiplantae; Streptophyta; Zygnematophyceae; Desmidiales; Closteriaceae
Source: the annotation of a GenBank genome assembly